Molecule: messenger RNA, 2222 nt
Organism: Striga asiatica
Lineage: Eukaryota; Viridiplantae; Streptophyta; Magnoliopsida; Lamiales; Orobanchaceae
Source: the annotation of a GenBank genome assembly
AAAGGAAUUGUUACUGGGAUUCUUUAAAAAUGGCUACGACUGGAAGAGUUUUGUGUGGGUACAUAUUCGUGUGUGUAUGUGUGAGUGAGGACCGAGGAGAAUUUUGGCCAUGGAUGGUACUUUAAAAACUAUACAUGCACUGGGAGAAAUGUCCAAAUUGUCCUAGAAACCAUCAGAUGAAAUGACAUUUUUGCCCUCAAAUUUGGCAUGUGCGUCUCUCGCACGCUCGCUUUUCGGGUAGAAAUUGGACUGUUGAUAGUUGGAGGUUGCGAUAUAGACAUUUUGUGUAUUAAAGGUUGCAAUUUACUGCCAAAAAAAUUGCUUAGGCUACAACUCCCAAAUACAACAAGUUGCAAAUUAUUAUUUACCCCUUGAAUAAAGAUAACAAGCUCAACCGGAGUACUUAAAAUCUUGGAGAAGACUCAGGGAUCAUGUACACUUUUCUUCUGUUUUCCAAACAAAACGAAAAUGGUAACUGUGGUUUGUAAUAACUAUAGGGAGACAACUGAAACCCCCUUAGGUGGGGCCAUCAUCUUUCCUGUUGCCAUAGAUAUGAAACGUGUUUCAUUAAUUCAUAAUGCGUAAUUCAGUCAAGCACUAGAGUGGCACUAGGGUGGAGGGAAACUUUGUGACCUGUAUAAGGACCUUACAUAUUCAAUAUUAGGUCCUUCAUUCAGAAAAUCAAUGCUGCAUCAUAAUGCUACAGAGGCUAUGUUUGUCUCAUGUUCGUUUCCGACUUAUGUGGCAGUUUAGAUAUGCCGUCAUGUUAUUGAAUUUUGGAGUUCUUUGGCUGAAUUUUGUGCAUAGAGCAUUUAAGGAAUUGACCUGGUUGGUAUUUUCACUGGUGCUACAAUUUCUAUAACAUGACCAUGAAAUAAUACAAGGCCUAGCGCUCAAUAUUGAUUUUCAAUCAUUUUGGCCUGCUCAUAGUUGUGCUUUCUCUAAUCUUGUUAAAAACUUUUGUUUUUUUUCCGAGAAUUCAUGUUGUGGAUAUGGUUUACAUAAUUCUUUUGGUGCAGCAAAAAGUAAUUUACACAGUUGCUACAUACAUAAGAUAAUUGGUGAAGUAGGUGCAAAAAGGCUGCACUUGAGGCUUGAGUCCAAUGAUGCUGUGCCUGUAGGUUAGGUUUAGUACUUUAGUUUGAGACAUGGGAGGAAGGGUGUUUAGACAUGAAAAAUUUCUGUAUAAAAAGUUAAUCUAAACAAUUUUAUAUAUUUUUAUGAUUUUGGAAAACAGUCAUCCAGGUUAUUUUGCAACCUGGCAUUGUAUCACCAUUAAACAAAUUUCUGCUGCAUUUCCUUUUCUAUUCAAAGCACCCAACUUUACUUUACAGAAAUCUCAAAGAUUGCCGAAUUCAUUCAGAGGGGGAGAUCCACUGGCGCCUAUUUGUGCAAUAGCCUAAUUACUAAAUAUAUAAAUAAAAACUAAUGGAGCAAUCAGACCUGAUGGGAGCCCAGAUAAAUAGGGUCCGCGUGAAGAGGAAAACUUUAGAGGAAGUCCUUCAGCAAUGCCAAUUUGCCCUCCAACAACUUGCCUCUGGCUGUGAUGAAGAUGUUGAUGAUGGCGAAAAUGCAGAUGGUGAACUCAAUGUGCCUCAAGAGACUGGUGAAGCUUCCUCAAAUCCUGCCAAUAGUGACACAGAUACAACCGAGUUUUAUGACCUCUUGAAGUCUAGAGUUGAAUGUGCUGAUUUCCUCCAGAAACUAGAAAAUGCCCAGGCGUCAUUUCCAGAAAACAUAGCUGAGGAAGGCAGUUCCUGGGACAUGGUCAGCAAAAAUGACCUUUGGGAAGGUGGUAAUGUUGAGUUAGACCCAGAAGAUUAUGUUUUAGUCGGGCAAGAAGAUAUAAUGGAUGGUAUAGCCUCUUUCAUGGCUGCAUAUCUGUUGUCCCUUAAACAAACAAAGGAUCUGACACCAAAUCAACUUCAAGCAGCUCUGUGCAAGACUUUCUCUGUAAAGAAAAGGAAGGGUAAGCUUCGAAAAGCGUGGGAUGGCAGCAAAGUUGUCUACAAUGUAGCAUCCUGGGGAGCUACAGCCAUUGGAAUAUACCAAAAUCCUGCCCUCUUCCGAGCUGCUUCUACAGCUUUCUGGACCUCGUGCCAUGUUAUCUCAAAGCUUUUCUAGGCUGGUUAUUGGGUUUGACUCUCGUGGCUUCCUUUGCGCAGGACUGUGUUUGUAUGAAAUUUGUGUAAUAUAUGUUGUAUUUAUUUGUAAGAUUGCNG